CAUAAAACUCAUUGCUGUGUUUCAUCUGAGACCGAGAAAAUAUAUCGAGCAAUAUCAAUAACAUCAAAACAAAAUAAACAACAAAGUUUUAUAUGAAAACUUUCCCUGUUAUUUUACACUUUUCUAUGUAUUUCUAUUUUUGCAGCUAAUUAGUCAUUCUACUUAAAAAUGUCUGAUCUGCGAAUCGCUGUUGUUUGCUCUAGCAAUCAAAAUAGAAGUAUGGAAGCCCACAGCUGUUUAAGCAAAAAGGGCUUCAACGUCAAGUCAUAUGGCACUGGAAACCAAGUGAAGUUGCCAGGACCUGCUCCAAAUAUGCCAAACGUUUAUGAUUUCAACACAACAUAUGAUGAGAUCUACAAAGAUCUUAUGCGAAAAGAUGCUGAAUUAUAUAAAACAAACGGCAUUCUACACAUGCUCGACAGGAACAGAAGGAUAAAGCAGAUGCCAGAACGCUUCCAGUCAAACCGGGAUACAUUUGACGUCAUCAUCGCGUGCGAAGAGCGCGUGUUCGAUCAAAUUAUUGAGGACCUUGCAAACCGUGAUACUGACGAGUCUCAUCCCGUGCACGUGAUCAACAUUGACAUCCAAGACAACCACGAGGAAGCAACAUUAGGGGCUUUCAUAAUCAAGGAUCUUGUUAUCGAGUUGUCUGAAUGCGAUGAUAUCGACAAUGAAAUUGAUGAAAUUAUCCAGGACUUUGAACACAAAAUCAACAGAAAAGUUUUGCACACGAUGGUGUUUAUGGGAUGAAGGUCAUACAGAGAGAGUGUCUCGAACAAUCAAACAUUGCCAAACACUCAAGAAAGUUGACCCAAGUCAACACAAUCCGCAAAACUAACUCACGGCAUGUUGCAUACCAUUUUUUCUUCAUCAUCACUCACGACAACUCAAGCCCCAAAUUCUGGAAAUAACUUAAUUUCUCUAUAAAUGGAUUCAGCUUACCCCUCUUUUUCGUUUGGUAAAAGUUGUGUUAUAUUAAUGUUCUGAAUAGUUUCUGGACUUCUCAAGGAAAUUAUCGUGAGGUUAUCACGAUAAACUGUUGUUGUUUUUUCGUUUAAUAAAAUCAAAAUUAAGUGAAAAAAUUGGCUGAAUGAAAUAUGCUACUAAAACGUCUAAAGCUAAACUAAUGACGAUAAAUUAGGGCCAGCCUAUUAUGGCUUAUUGCAACAUAUAAAAAAUAAAUAAGCAUGUAUAUGUACUAUAGAAGGCCUAAACAACAUGUAAAGGUAACGAUUAUUUUGGGAAAGGGGAUUUGCUCUGUGUUGUUUUUCUGAAUAGGGGCCAAGGUACUUGAUCAUUGUAGAAAAUCGGACCAUGAAGUUUACGAUUAAUUGCACUAAGUUAAUGUAUUUUUUGUAUUAUGUUCUGAAAGAUAUUGAUCCUUAAAGCUAGAUUUAGUCUUCAUAUGUGUAGGCAUUGCACUCGUAUCAAAAGUGAUGCUAUUUGUGUUGUGUUGUAUGAUACAGUACUGACCUGUUGUCUUUCAAUUAUGAAUUGAAUGUUUGAAUGUGCAUCGCGGUGUAUGAAAGCAAUUAGCCAGUGUUGGGUAAGAAAUGCACCAGUCAUUUGUAACCACGGCCCCCCAGGUCCAGGGAAUAGCCGGGACUUUGACUUUUGGUCAGCCAACCCCGGGUAAAAUCCCCGCCCUGCGGAAACACGGCCCUUUUCCCCGGUAUACACCCGGACCGGGGGGGCGUGGAUACAAUUGACUAGUGCAUAAAGUCACAAUGAUUUACCAGUUCAUUUCAAACACAUAGGAACGGCCAUUUUCAUUUUUUACUGUUUAUAUUUACAUUGAUUAUUUGCAUAUUUCUGGAGUAAUCAAAUUACAACACUGAAUGUAAUGAUUCUAACCAAGACAGUUUGGAUCUGGUCUGCAAGUCUCAACUCACUACAAUCAUAGUCCUGCUGAACACUUUAGAUUGGAUUUUAAAAAGUUUAUAUGACAAAUAUUUACGGAUUUUAUUUCAAAAGAACUGUUUUUAUUCAUUCUUACAGUGUCUCAGUUCACGUUCUACAAAAUUAUCAAAAAGUUCUUAUGCAAAUAUGCAAAUCACUGAAAGAAACUGACCAAGAUUUCUGAGCGUUUUUACAUUGUCAUAACUAUUUAAAAUUAUUCUUUUGAAGGAAAUUAUUUUUAUGUAUAUAAUUAAUAUAUUUUGACGAAACAAAUUAAGAUGUACUGUUCAAUCGUGCUUGUUUUGAUUUUUUUUAACUUGAUAACCAUGAUUUUGUAAUAUGCAUGUAUAUAGCUGUACAUAUUUCAUUUUGUAAUUGUUACGAUAUGUUUCCAUUAAAAUCGUUGAAUCU
This is a messenger RNA of Mya arenaria, 2310 nucleotides long. Its product is annotated as RNA polymerase II subunit A C-terminal domain phosphatase SSU72-like. Bases 169 to 750 code for a protein of 193 amino acids. Gene Ontology annotation, cellular component: mRNA cleavage and polyadenylation specificity factor complex; nucleus. Gene Ontology annotation, molecular function: RNA polymerase II CTD heptapeptide repeat phosphatase activity. The record is from RefSeq and is a predicted model, not a curated record. Gene Ontology annotation, biological process: termination of RNA polymerase II transcription. The transcript has 5 exons. NCBI's taxonomy places the organism in Eukaryota, Metazoa, Mollusca, Bivalvia, Myida, Myidae.